CAGGGCGAGGCUAUCAUUUACAGCCAGGCAUUAGCUGCCAGACUCUGCCCAGGGUGUGUUAUCAUCUGCAUAGCCGAGAACACUGAAGUCACAUCACUGAGAGUUUCGGCCACCAGUGACAGGAACCCCCGCUUCGUCAGUUGGGAGAGAAGACGGUUGGGAGAUUCGAGUGAGAUGGCAUCCACGGAGCCUGAACCAAGGGCCAGUGCAACAGGCAAUGCCACGACUAGUGGUGUGGAUCAGACACCCGGCCACAAAUCAACAGAUACAGAUACUUUAUUCACCGAGACUCUGGCCCUGUACAACGGGUACCAGCUGCACAGACUGACAAAGUUCUAUCGGGACAGAUUGGAACAGGCCAUCGAGGAAGGCGUGGAGGACAUCAGCUCAACACUGACACAGAAGGAAUGUUUCAGCCCGCAGGAGCACAAAAAACUCAUUGAGCUCACACACAGUGGGCAGAGGAGACAAAGCUCCAAACUUCUUCUGAACAUGGUGAUGGGGAAAGGUUCCCAGGCAAGGAUGGUGAUGUGGGAAUCAUUUGUGGAACUGAGGCCCACUUUACCCAAACUGAGCAAAGUCAUGACUGAAAUACAGCGACAAGGUAGCAGCCUAGUGAAUGAAGUGACCAUUGACCGAAGUGUACCAGACGUCCCCAGUGAACUUAUAGCCAUUCAGCGACAGCACAAGGAGACGUUACAGAAACAAUGUGAGAAGCUGGAGGUGAAGACCAUCCUGAUAAAGGUAAAAGUAAAGAAGUUUCAGCUGGUUGAUCACUACACGGAGUUAACAAUCAUUUCGGAUCUCCGUCACCGGAAUCUGGUAGAGCAUGAACUGCUGGCGAGAGGGAGAGAUCACGAGGAGUGGAGACAGAAGAAAAUCCGGGGAGAGCUCGAGAAAAUCACAACUGAUAAAUUAUUCCACAGCAGCUUCUCGAAAAUAAGUCAUUUACCUUCCUCCCACGGAAGCGUUCCUGGUUCUCCCACAGGAACUUCUGCAGUAGUCAGUGGAGUUGCUGGGAUUGGAAAAACAACCAUGGUGCAAAAGAUUAUACAUGAUUGGGCGACAGGCAAAAUCUACCCUCACUUUCACUUUGUUUUUGUUUUCAAAUUUCGAGACCUAAACACACGUAACAGCAGAAUCACACUGAGACAGCUGAUCCUAGAUGAGUAUCCUUACCUCAAGGAUGUUCUGAACGAGCUGUGGAAACAGCCAGAAAGAUUGCUCUUUAUAUUUGAUGGUUUGGAUGAAUUCAGUGCAAGGAUUGAUUUUACUGACAAGCGGGGAGACACGGAAUCUCAGCACAUGUGCACAGAUCCCGGAUUCUGGUGUGAUGUCUCGGAUAUUGUGUACAGUUUAAUACAGCAAACGCUGCUGCCAGGAUGCUCAGUGCUGGUGACCAGCCGCCCCACUGCAUUACAGUUACUGGCAAAGGCUCAGGUCAGUGUCUGGGCUGAAAUCCUGGGAUUUGUUGGUGAAGAGAGAAGGGAAUAUUUUCACAAUUUUUUUCAAGAUCAGGAAGUGGCGGCUGCUGUUUACAGCCACGUGGAGGAGAACGAGCUCCUGUUCACCAUGUGCUACAACCCGUCUUACUGCUGGAUCCUCGCUCUGUCUCUUGGUCCCUUCUUUACUCGGAAACACAGCAACAAACAGGAAGUGCCCAAGACAAUCACACAACUCUUCUCCUAUUAUAUUUACCAUAUUUUAACACAUCACAGUGUCAAGGUGGAAAGCCUCCGUGAUGUGAUGCUGAAGAUUGGUGAGAUGGCAUUCAAUGGAGUCUCCCAGAGAAACAUUGUGUUUAACGAUGAAGAUCUGAUCAAAUAUAAGCUCGAACCUUCCCAGUUCGUCUCUGGGUUUCUCAUGGAACUUGUGGAGAGAGAGUCUUCAGAGUACAGCGUGGUCUACACAUUCCCGCACCUCACCAUCCAGGAGUUUGUAGCCGCACUCGCUCAGUUCCUGAUUCCGAAUCCAGAAAGUCUUCAGAAAUGUUUUUAUACAAAAGCUCGGAGUAAAGGGGACGGCCGAUUUGAGAUACUUCUGCGAUUUGUUGCUGGUCUCUCCUCCCCACGGGCAGCUAAGCCACUGGAGGAGUUUCUGGGUCGAUUUGUCCCCCAGACAACCUGCGAUGUGAUCGAUUGGCUGAAGGAGAAUAUUAAAGCUCAGAUCAAAGACGCAGACACGGUCACUGGGAAAAUGACGCUGCUGAACGCACUCCACUACCUGUUUGAGUCUCAGAAUCAAACCCUGGCACAGCUCACAAUGGGCUCUGUACAAACACUGACAUUUGGUGGUGACUCCUCAGGAGAAGCAUUGAGACUGACACCGAUAGACUGUGCUGUGCUGUCUCAGGCCAUUGGACUUUGUGACACAAUAAAUCUAUUGGAUCUGAGGAACUGCUACAUUCAGGAUGCUGGUCUCCAGCGUCUGGCUCCUGCUUUGCUCAAGUGUCAGGAUUUGCGGCUGAGGAGCAAUAAUCUGGGAGAUUGUGGAGCGAAGCGACUGAGUGAGGCCCUGAGGAACCCGGACUGUAAAAUACAGAGUCUGUGGUUGGAAUAUAACCAUCUGACAGCUGAUUGUACCGAGGAUCUGGCCUCUGCACUCAGUACAAACCACUCACUGACGCAGCUGAUCCUGAAUAACAAUAACCUUAGAGAUUAUGGAGUGAAGCGACUGUGUGAGGCUCUGAGGAACCCGGAGUGUAAAAUACAGAGACUGGGGCUGGACAGUAACAGCCUGACCGAUGACUGCACUGAUGAACUGGUCACCGCUCUCGUUACAAGUCGCUCACUGAGGAACCUGGACCUGAUGUAUAACUCCUUCACAGACGGCUCUGUCCCCGAUCUCAGUCAUCUCAUACAGACCUGCACCAGCCUGGAGGAGAUCAAGCUGUUGGGGAAUGGGUUCAGUUCAGACGGAGAGAAUCAACUCGAGUCACUGCGUGGAUUCAGAGCGGAGCUGACAGUGACAGUGAGACACUGGAUGAGGGAGUGAUUCUCCACACAGUCGGUGUGAUGUGGAAUAUAUUCUGGAUACUUUAGUUAUUGUUUAUUAAAUAUGAUAAUCGUGAAUCGCUUAUCAUCGCCAUCCCAGCUCUGGGGACCGCGAUAAUCACAUAAAUCCUGUGACUUACCUGCCCUCAGGCUCUCUUUCUUUUUUUAUUGUUGUUUUUCUCUCUUUCUCUCACAGUC
Messenger RNA from Callorhinchus milii (elephant shark), 3191 nucleotides. RefSeq names its product NACHT, LRR and PYD domains-containing protein 3-like. The record is from RefSeq and is a predicted model, not a curated record. The transcript has 10 exons. Bases 175 to 2994 code for a protein of 939 amino acids. Gene Ontology annotation, cellular component: cytoplasm. Lineage: Eukaryota; Metazoa; Chordata; Chondrichthyes; Chimaeriformes; Callorhinchidae.